Neospora caninum is the source of this 1074-nucleotide messenger RNA. Its product is annotated as srs domain-containing protein. Gene Ontology annotation, cellular component: membrane. Lineage: Eukaryota; Apicomplexa; Conoidasida; Eucoccidiorida; Sarcocystidae. The record is from RefSeq and is a predicted model, not a curated record. Bases 1 to 1074 code for a protein of 357 amino acids. The transcript has a single exon.
AUGGAGCGUAGGAUAUUAUUCUUCAUCAAGUCCUGGGCAGCAGUAGGGCUGGUGGCUGCCGUUCUUUUCGGUGCGUGUCCGAGCGGACGGUGGAGCGUUCGGGUCGAAGGAACAGAAAUUACACCCACAUGCACUCAAAGGAAUGAGAUGACCACUUGUGUCUGCUCAGCAGAGGGAGGUGUUACAGAAGAAGCAGGCGAAUCAACAUCCGCCGCAACGGUGUCCGAGUCAAUCAACGGGAUCACUAUACAGUGUCCUUCCACAGAGUUCGAGUUUGCGCCCUCGAAAGCGACGGACGUAUGUUUUACAGAAGACAAUACCGCCAGCCUGAAAGCGUGUAAGGACAGUCAGAAGUCCUCCUCCAUCAAAGAAUUUUUGAACCUAGCGUCGGACAGCACCUCUCCCCAGUGGACGGAGGUCGAGAGCCACAACUACGUGAAGACUCUAACGCUUGCACCAGCAACCUUCCCCCUUACCGACAAACACUUUUUCGCCGGCUGCCUAAAAACAAAAGCCGAGAAUGACGAGUGCGUGGUGAAGGUCAGCGUCAAGGCCAGGACCUCGGCUGUGAAAGACGGUGUCCUCAUUUGCGCCUACGGCGAAGAGAGCAACUCGUCUGUUCCAGAAGCAGCACUGAAUUCCGAGAACAACUCGCUAACGAUCCUGUGUGGCAGUGAGGGACAGAUGGAGCCAACCAAGGAAUCCUUGACUGCCUACCACUGCACGGACUCCAACACAGAUGAGUGCAAGAUCGUGAACCUCACUGAGGUCAUGCCGACCUUCACAUCGAGCUGGUGGACAACGGAUGAGCUGAACUCCAAGGCACCGAAACUGGUGAUUCCGGAAGACGGCUUUCCUGCCCAGGAAGAAACGAUUCUCUUGGGAUGCAACCUAAACAACAACGUUGUCUCGAGGCAUGAGGACGAUAAUGGAACCACAGCUGCUCAGCUGCCGACAUGCAAAGUGAAGGUGACACUUGCCGCGAGUUCGUCCCGGUCCCAGGCCUCGAGCGUUUCCUUCCGCGGAUUGUUUGUGUUGGUCUUCGUUCCCCUUGUUCUUCUUGGCACAUGCUGA